AUGAGGUGUGAAGACAAAAGGGGGGACUGGUCGCCCGACAUACAAAUGUUGUUACUGAGGACCUGUGGUGACAGAGAUUGUUGGAUGUGCAGAGGGAGACCUUGUACACCUAUUAAACAUGGUGGAAUGAGGGCAGCUCUAUUCGUAUUAGGGCUUCAAGCCUUUGAGAUGAUGGGAAUAGCUGCUGUAGGGAAUAACCUGAUAACAUACGUGUUCAACGAGAUGCAUUUUUCCUUGGCGAAAUCGGCAAACACUGUCACAAACUUUGUUGGUACCGUGUUUCUCCUCUCCCUCUUGGGUGGCUUCCUCUCUGAUUCUUAUCUGGGCAGCUUCCGGACGAUCCUCAUCUUCGGGUUCGUGGAGUUCACUGGACUCGUAUUACUUGCAAUUCAAGCCCACGUAGGGGAACUGAAGCCAGCCACGUGCAGCAUGGGGGUUGGAGUUGAAUGCGAGGAAGCCAAAGGGUACAAGGCGUGGAUAUUGUAUGGUGCCCUUUACCUGAUGGCCUUGGGGAGUGGGUGCUUAAAGCCCAAUAUCAUCUCUCUUGGAGCAAAACAGUUUGAUGCCAAGCAACCCAACAAGCUCUCGACUUUCUUCAACUGCGCAUAUUUCGCAUUCUGCACUGGGGAGCUUGUUGCCCUCACUCUCCUUGUGUGGAUCCAAACACAUUCUGGAAUGGAUCUCGGCUUUGGUGUUUCUGCUGCUGCCGUGCUCAUCGGCUUAUGCUUAUUCAUUUUUGGAUCCUUCUUUUACAGAAAUAGCUGGCCGAGUGGGAGUAUAUUCACUCCAAUUGCCCAGGUAGUUUUUGUAGCAGCGAUUUCCAAGAGAAAGCAGACAUGCCCAUCCGAUUCAGAGAUGCUUCACCACGACAACCAACUCAUGAACACAACAACCCUCGUUCACACUAGCAAAUUCAAGUUCCUAGAUAAGGCCUGUGUCAAAGUCCAAAACGGCAACGAGACGAGGAAGGAGAGGUCGUGGACUCUGUGCAGUGUGUCACAAGUGGAGCAAGUGAAGAUACUGUUAUCCUUAUUACCGAUAUUUUCCUGCACAAUCAUCUUCAACACUAUCUUGGCCCAGCUCCAGACAUUCUCAGUUCAACAGGGAACUUCAAUGGACACUCGUAUUGCUCAUGGCUUCAGUAUUCCACCAGCGUCCCUCCAGUCCAUACCUUACAUCAUGCUAGUCUUUGUGGUCCCACUUUACGAGGCUGUAUUUGUUCCCCUCGCGAGGCGGAUCACGCGCAAGGAACCCGGAAUAUCUCCUCUCCAGAGGAUCGGAACAGGACUCUUCAUCGCCACUUUCUCAAUGGUCACAGCAGCAUUGAUCGAGCACAAGCGCAGGAUAUCGGCCUCGAAGCUGUCCAUUCUGUGGAUAGCCCCUCAGUAUCUAAUUUUCGGCCUCUCGGAGAUGUUUACUGCAGUGGGGCUCAUCGAGUUUUUCUACAAGCAAUCCGUGCAAGGAAUGCAGUCUUUCCUAACAGCCAUGACUUACUGUUCUUAUUCGUUCGGGUUUUACCUGAGCUCCCUUUUGGUUUCUUUGGUGAACAGAGUUAGCUCGGGUGGAGGAAGACAUGGUUGGCUUGGGGAGAAUGACCUCAACAGGGACAGGUUGGACCUUUUCUACUGGUUGCUGGCUGCACUCAGCCUCAUCAACUUCUUCAAUUACCUCUUUUGGUCGAGUUGGUAUUCUUGCAAUCCGUCCCUGUCUCUCGAGAAGCAGCAAAGUCUAGUCACCAGUUGA
This is a messenger RNA of Striga hermonthica, 1743 nucleotides long. The record is from the annotation of a GenBank genome assembly. Lineage: Eukaryota; Viridiplantae; Streptophyta; Magnoliopsida; Lamiales; Orobanchaceae.